GGAUAUAUCGGUGGUGACAAAACAAAUCUGCGAUACGUCGUUCAUUUCACUGAGCCGCCGGUGAUGAACAGUGAAGAAUAUCAGGCCUGGAUGGCUUCAUUUGGCCAAGAAUCUGAGCAUAUCAUCGUCAAUGGCACCGGCCCAUGCUUGCCACAUAUGGAAGCUGUUUACAGGAUAAAUGACGAUGAUUGCGAAAAGGACGGCAAUAAGCUCUAUGCAAGACCGUUUCAGCGGUUUUUUCUCCGAAAACCGUCCGUUUUGGAAGCAACUCCGCCAAAUGUUUCAUUGGUUCGCACUGAUCUGAUGCUACAGCUCAAAGAAAAUGAAGUGACUGCG
Messenger RNA from Gongylonema pulchrum, 336 nucleotides. The record is from the annotation of a GenBank genome assembly. NCBI's taxonomy places the organism in Eukaryota, Metazoa, Nematoda, Chromadorea, Rhabditida, Gongylonematidae.